Candidozyma duobushaemuli is the source of this 693-nucleotide messenger RNA. RefSeq lists its product as uncharacterized. Bases 1 to 693 code for a protein of 230 amino acids. The transcript has a single exon. NCBI's taxonomy places the organism in Eukaryota, Fungi, Ascomycota, Pichiomycetes, Serinales, Metschnikowiaceae. The record is from RefSeq and is a predicted model, not a curated record.
AUGUCACAAUUCCAACAACAACUAGAAAAUAUCCCCGGAUAUGACAUUGCUAUGGAUAAAUACAACGAGGUGGCGGGCGAGAAGUUCAACACCAUCAAUCCCUAUCAGGAUGAGAACGAUAAGAGGAGAAAGCUCAAUCCAGACAUAUACCUGAAGAAAGAGCAGAAUGCAUGGAAGAAGAUCCAGAAACAAGCAUGGAUCGAUGAUAAAUGCUUCCUAGGUCUGUGUGGGGUAGGCAUGGAUUGUGGAGUCGGGUUAGCACCAGUGGCCUGUUUCUUCUUACCUGCUCUCGGUCCACUCAUGAUGUAUGUGGUACAUGCCCGGCUAAUAAACAUUGCAGAGAAGGAAUUCUUCAUAUCACACCAAUUGGAAGCCAAGCUCCAUUCCCAGAUCUUGUUUGAUUUGCUCAUUUCCCUCCCACCAGUGAUUGGCGGGUUCUUCACGUGGCUCAAUGGCUGUCUGACUAGAAACGCGGGCAUGAUCUACAAGCAUUUAGAGAAAUUGGGCAGAGAAAGACAGCAGAAUGAACGGCCCCAGUAUGUGGGCACUAGCGAUCAGCGGCAAGAACCGUUAUACCAAAGUCACGCCCGCUCUCAAAACUACAAUCCACCUCCACCAAAGAAAAAGAUGUUCAAAAAACAACCAGAAGAAGCCAUCCAGGUAUCUGCACAGCAACAGUCAGGCGUGCGGUAG